ACGGGAGCCUCUCCUCUCCCCUUCCAAAUCCGAAGCUCCAAAGCCGAUCUGAUUGAUACUCACUCCGAUCCCAUCCCCUCCAUCCAGAUCUGACGACGGCCGCCGCGCACGAGAGAGGCAGCGAAAACCCGACCGGAAGCGGCCUCCCCGGCGGAUCGCGAUGGGCGUGGAGUGCCGGUACGAGCUCGCGCAGGCGGCGUACGUGAAGCUCGCGCUGCACGCGCUCAAGCACCCGGCGGCGGCCGUCAACGGGCUCCUCGUCGGCCGCCUGGCGGACCCGGCCGCCUCCCCGGCCGUCGUCUCGGUCGCCGACGCCGUGCCGCUCUCCCACCAGCCGCACCACCUCCCGCUGCUCCCCACGCUCGAGCUCGCGCUCACCCUCGUCGAGGACCACUUCCAGGCGCAGGGCCUCGCCGUCGUCGGAUACUACCACGCCAACGCGCGCCGCGACGACGCCGACCUCCCCGCCGUCGCCAAGCGCGUCGGGGACCACAUCUUCCGCUACUUCCCCCGCGCCGCGGUGCUGCUGCUGGACAACGUGAAGCUCGAGGAGGUGGUGAAGGGGAGCAGUCGCGAUGCCGUUGUUCAGCUAUACACCAGGGAUUCAUCAAAAAGCUGGCGUCAGGCUGGAUCAGAUGGAAGUAGUCAGCUCAAACUGAAAGAGCCAUCUACAAAUGUGGUCUUAGCUGAUCAUGUUACCACGAAGAAAUGGCAGAAAGUUGUUGAUUUCGACGACCACCUCGAUGAUAUCAGCAAGGACUGGUUGAACGCAAGCCUGCUUGGUUGACACGGUUUUGAGAUCAAAUUUGUCACAUAUUUAUUUGAACUGGCUAGAAACCAAGGCGUCAAGGCUUGUCCCACCAGAUCAGCGUGUUUCACUUGAUGUCCAGGCGAGCUAUUUGGCAUGGUUUUGUAAUUUAAUAUGAUAUAAUAAGUAGAUGUUACCCCAUGUGUUCUUGCAACAAUUUGUAGCCAAAAAUUGAUGGAAAAUGAAGAAAAACUGUGAUUGUAAAA
Aegilops tauschii subsp. strangulata is the source of this 1014-nucleotide messenger RNA. RefSeq names its product ER membrane protein complex subunit 8/9 homolog. Lineage: Eukaryota; Viridiplantae; Streptophyta; Magnoliopsida; Poales; Poaceae. Gene Ontology annotation, cellular component: EMC complex. The record is from RefSeq and is a predicted model, not a curated record.